This is a messenger RNA of Haemonchus placei, 411 nucleotides long. Lineage: Eukaryota; Metazoa; Nematoda; Chromadorea; Rhabditida; Trichostrongylidae. The record is from the annotation of a GenBank genome assembly.
AUGUGUGGUGCCGUUUCUCAAGUUCUCUUUCAAGACGUGAGACAGGAUCAAGGGUCUCGCGAUAUUCAAGAGAAUGCUCUGAACAAAUCCGAGCCAAUCUCCAAGGGACCGUUUGUUCGACCUCAUGGUUUUGACCGAGGUUUGACGGUGGAACGUAUUCAUGGGUUUAUUCGACGAGCUGACCUUUUGUUCGCAGUGGUGCAAUUCAAGAACUGCGAUGUCGUCGAAAUCCUUGCGACCCACAUUCUCAAGCAUUAUGAGCCUAUGAGGAGUUCCUUGUAUGGCAUGCGAACAGUUUUGAUUUGUGUGAACGCUCCAGGCUUUGAUCCGCGGCUUCGAAGAGCACCAUAUUCGAUCUCGCAGAAAUGCAAUCUUGUCAUCACCUCAGCUGUCAUCACCUCCUCCAUCUAG